GUAUUGAUCCCGAACUUCAGGCACCCGCAUUUCAAUUUUGUUGGUAAAAUUUUGGGACCGAAAGGAGCGACACUGCAAGCGAUGGCCAAACAGUUCAAAUGCCAUAUUUACGUGUUGGGACGAGGCUCCACCAAGGAUCGUGCUAAGGAGCAAGAACUGUUGCAAAGUGGCGAUCCACAAUAUGCGCAUUAUGGUGGGCCGCUUCAUGUCAAAGUAGAGACCAUUGCACCAGCACAUGUCGCAUAUCAACGAAUAGCCGGUGUCCUGGAACAACUUUCGCAAACUUUGCAACCGACUCGGGACGAGACUUUCGAUAAAAUGAAUCAGCAGGCCGCGGCAGCUGCUGCAGGCGGUGGAGGAGGUGAAGGUGGUAAGAAAUUUUUUCUAGAAACACGAAAUAACAACUACGGUUCAUGCACUGAUUUAUACGGCUAG
This is a messenger RNA of Gongylonema pulchrum, 435 nucleotides long. Lineage: Eukaryota; Metazoa; Nematoda; Chromadorea; Rhabditida; Gongylonematidae. The record is from the annotation of a GenBank genome assembly.